AUGUUUGGUCUCAUUCCGCUUCUCUUGACUGCACUCGCCAGCGCAUAUCCCAACCAGGGUCCUUGCACAGGCAAUUGCUGGGCCCAUGACCCUGCCAUGAUCCAGCGUGUGUCUGAUGGCAAAUACUACCGCUUUUCGACGGGUACUGGGGUUAGUAUUCAUAGCUCGCCAUCAAUAAAGGGCCCCUGGAAAGAUCUUGGCUCGGCAUUGCCAGAUGGGUCCACGAUUACCGUCGACGGCGUGGACAGCAAAAACAUCUGGGCCCCUGAUGUUCACUACCAGAACGAUCAGUACUACAUGUAUUAUGUCCUGUCGAAGAUCGGUACCCAGAACUCACAGAUCGGUGUAGCAACAUCAAAGACCAUGGAUCCUGGUAGCUGGACAGACCACGGUUCCGUUGGCCUCCCUGCAAACGACAAUUACAACCGCAUCGAUCCUGCCUGGAUCACCAUCGGUGGCAAGGACUUCAUGAACUUUGGCUCCUUCUGGGGCGAUAUUUUCCAGGUUCAGAUGGAGACUCCAUUGAAAGUUGGCGGCGCAUCUCCCUACCAAAUCUCCUGGAAUGCUACCCUCAACCACCGCGAGGAGGGCUCGUACGAGUUCAAGCACGGUGACUACUACUAUCUUCUCUACUCCGCUGGCAUUGCGGGCAGUUAUACAAAGACAUUCCCUGCUGAGGGUGCUGAGUACCACAUUCGUGUUUGCCGAUCUACGACCGGUCUUGGUGAUUUUGUUGAUGCUGACGGAAAAUCCUGUAAGGAGACCGGUGGCACGAUGCUCCUCUCCAGCCACGACCAAAUCUUUGGACCCGGUGGCCCUGGUGUGGUCAAUGACAAAGACCUCGGAGUGAUUAUGUACUACCAUUACUACCCACUUUCCACCAAGCAGAGCACCACAGAAUCCAACAGCGCGAACUACAGAUUCGCGUGGAACGCCCUCGGCUGGGAGAACGGUUGGCCUUUUGUGAAGGCCACUUAA
Messenger RNA from Penicillium digitatum Pd1, 978 nucleotides. RefSeq names its product Glycoside hydrolase, family 43. Gene Ontology annotation, biological process: carbohydrate metabolic process. NCBI's taxonomy places the organism in Eukaryota, Fungi, Ascomycota, Eurotiomycetes, Eurotiales, Aspergillaceae. The record is from RefSeq and is a predicted model, not a curated record. Gene Ontology annotation, molecular function: arabinan endo-1,5-alpha-L-arabinosidase activity.